Ceratosolen solmsi marchali is the source of this 1554-nucleotide messenger RNA. RefSeq names its product kinesin-related protein 11-like. Gene Ontology annotation, biological process: mitotic cell cycle; microtubule-based movement. The transcript is spliced from 4 exons. Bases 119 to 1543 code for a protein of 474 amino acids. The record is from RefSeq and is a predicted model, not a curated record. Gene Ontology annotation, molecular function: microtubule binding; ATP binding; microtubule motor activity. Gene Ontology annotation, cellular component: microtubule. Lineage: Eukaryota; Metazoa; Arthropoda; Insecta; Hymenoptera; Agaonidae.
CGGUCCACGAUUUCAAUUUCCACGUGUUCAACAUAGUUAAGAGAAGAGUCAAAGGAUAAUGAUAUGGUUGUCUUUUGUUUACAUACUGUGGAACUGAAUUUUUAUAUCUUGGAAAAAAAUGUCGAGUAAUAUUGAAGUGGCGAUAAAGGUGCGGCCGUUAUUAAAGAAAGAAAAGGAGGAUAAUCUAAAUAUUCAAUGGGAUAUACGUAAUUAUGUUGUUACAAGAACUUCUGUGCAAAGUAUGAAAAGAAAACGUUCCGAAGCUGAAAAAUUUUAUUUUGAUCAUAUUUUUGAUGCUGAAAAUACGAACUGUGAUGUUUUUGAAAGAAUUGUAAAGAGAAUAGUUAGCUCUGCAGUAGAUGGCUAUAAUGGCACAGUCAUUGCUUAUGGUCAGAGCAACUCUGGAAAAACUCACACCAUGUUAGGAACUGCCAACGAUCAUGGAAUUAUUCCACAAAGUGCAAAAUAUAUGUUUGAUCUUGCUAAAAAAUUGCAGGAUCGAAAAUUAACUUUUAAAGUAUCCUAUUUUGAAAUAUACAACAACACAGUGAAUGACUUAAUAGAUAUUAAUAAUACCAAUCUUAAACUCAGACAAAGUAUAAGCAAUCUCGUGCAAGUUGUUAGUUGUAAAGAAGAAUUAGUAAGUGACUCUAAGAGUAUUUUAAAUAUUAUCGCAAAAGGUGAACAAAAUCGUAGAGUACGACAAAGCUCAAUGAAUAACAGAAAUGACAGAAGUCAUACUGUGUUGAGGAUAAAUAUUGAAAAUAAAGAUAAAAGGAAUAAAUAUCACUUACAUAAUCGGUUUUCUCAAUUGAAUUUGGUAGACCUCGCAGGUCAUAAAAGUCUUAGUAAUUAUCAAUCUAAAGAUGAUUGCCAUAUAAAUAUGUCAUUAUCAAUGCUUAGCAUUAUAAUUGUGCAAUUAAAUAGAUUCUCAGAUACUGAAAAAUACAUUAAUUUUAGAGAAAGCAAGCUAACUCAGUGUUUGCUUCCCUCCUUUGGAGGUAAUGCUCAAACUGCUUUCAUUUGUACAGUUUCUCCAGUAGCAAUAGAGGAGACACAAACUACUUUAUGGUUUGCAUUUAGAGCAGCAAAUGUAAGAAAUAAACCUAAAUUGAAUAUAAUAUUAUUUUACAAACUUGAACUUGUAACGAAAAUAUGUAGUUUUCAUCGUUUUCUUAAAGUGAAAAUGAAAAGAUUACUUGAUAAACUUAUUCAAAUACAAGAAGAAAAUAAACUAACUUGUCAAAGUAAUCCAUCAAACUGUCGUAUAUCACAAGUGAUGAAAAUAAUUAAAAAUAAUAGAAGUAAAUUUUCUUUGGAUUUAAUUGUACCAGUAAUAAAUGAAGAUGAUGUAUUUUCUGCCUUACAGCAAUUUAAAAGAGAUCUUGAAAAACUUCAUGAUAAACUUGCAUUUCUAGCUGAUUUUAUUACAACUAAUGAAAAUAUAUUAAGUCUGUUACAAAGUAUAGAGAACGAUUUUGAUCAUCUUGAGCCAAAAGCUGUUUUACUUGAAACAUUCAUCGAUAUUUUAAUUAAAGACUGAAAAUUAUAAUU